GGUCACGUGACGGAAGGAGCUGCCGUGUCGCCGUCUGAUUGCGUCACUUCCUGGCGGCGGCGCGCGGGGAGCACCAUGCCCAAGUUUUACUGUGACUAUUGUGACACGUACCUCACCCAUGAUUCGCCCUCCGUGAGAAAAACUCACUGCAGUGGCCGAAAGCACAAAGAAAAUGUGAAAGACUACUAUCAGAAAUGGAUGGAGGAACAAGCUCAGAGCCUGAUUGAUAAAACAACGGCUGCAUUUCAGCAAGGGAAAAUUCCACCGACCCCAUUCUCAGCACCACCUCCUGGAGGAGCCAUGAUCCCACCGCCUCCCAGCAUCCCUGGCCCCCCGCGGCCUGGCAUGAUGCCGGCCCCCCACAUGGGUGGACCACCAAUGAUGCCAAUGAUGGGCCCACCCCCGCCAGGAAUGAUGCCAGUUGGACCUGCUCCAGGGAUGAGGCCCCCGAUGGGAGGACACAUGCCAAUGAUGCCAGGGCCCCCAAUGAUGAGGCCACCCUCGAGGCCCAUGAUGGUGCCAACCCGGCCGGGGAUGACCCGUCCCGACAGAUAAAGACGUGGAGCCCUCUGGUUCUUUUCAUGCUGUGCUCUUCCAUGUGCUAAAAUGCCGUAGUCCUACGUCCCAAGGGUUUUAUAUGAAAGCAGGGUGUAGAUGAGAGCUGCUCUUAUUUCAGAUUGCAGGCUGUUUGCCUUAGAUGCGCACUGGAGUGAUGCUUUUGUAACUGGUCUGGUUUUUGGUUUGUUUCCCUGUUGAAAUAAAACAUUGAAGCUGGUUUAUGUAUGGAACA
Molecule: messenger RNA, 790 nt
Organism: Tympanuchus pallidicinctus (lesser prairie-chicken)
Lineage: Eukaryota; Metazoa; Chordata; Aves; Galliformes; Phasianidae
Gene: SNRPC
Product: small nuclear ribonucleoprotein polypeptide C
Exons: 6
Coding region: 76-555 (159 amino acids)
Biological process (GO): spliceosomal snRNP assembly; mRNA splicing, via spliceosome; mRNA 5'-splice site recognition
Cellular component (GO): nucleus; U1 snRNP
Molecular function (GO): zinc ion binding; pre-mRNA 5'-splice site binding
Source: RefSeq, a predicted model, not a curated record